Messenger RNA from Leptopilina boulardi, 401 nucleotides. RefSeq lists its product as uncharacterized. The record is from RefSeq and is a predicted model, not a curated record. Lineage: Eukaryota; Metazoa; Arthropoda; Insecta; Hymenoptera; Figitidae. The transcript is spliced from 3 exons. Bases 1 to 348 code for a protein of 115 amino acids.
AUGAUACCUUAUUGCUCUUGUAUAGCUGGAGCAAAUGGUAAAUGCAAGCACGUAUUUGGAACUUUGAUGUAUAUAAAUCGUAUAGGGCUAGAGAACUUGCCGAAUUUAAGUUGUACCGAUUUACAACAAAAUUGGGGUAAAUGGAAAAAGAAGGCAAAUUUUGUUACGGGUGUAUCCAUAAAUAAUUUAUGUCACUAUCAAAAAAAGCAGACAAUCGUAAAAAUGACACAAGAUCUGGAAGACGAUAUUCUACAAUCGCUACUUUCGGGAGUACCACUAUGUGAGGCAGCAAUACAUAUGGCUCGAGUGAGAGAAACCAGUAAAAAAUUAAAUUUACCGAGGGUUUAAUGCAAUAUAAGUUUUUAAAAAUUUCUCAAAUUUUAAAGUUUUAUACUUUUUAU